Mercurialis annua (annual mercury) is the source of this 3195-nucleotide messenger RNA. RefSeq names its product heterogeneous nuclear ribonucleoprotein Q-like. The transcript is spliced from 11 exons. The record is from RefSeq and is a predicted model, not a curated record. Gene Ontology annotation, molecular function: mRNA binding. Bases 383 to 2731 code for a protein of 782 amino acids. Gene Ontology annotation, cellular component: nucleus. NCBI's taxonomy places the organism in Eukaryota, Viridiplantae, Streptophyta, Magnoliopsida, Malpighiales, Euphorbiaceae.
UGGAUUGAGUUGGCAGAUACAAAAAGAUCCUAUGAUUCAGGACAUACACAUCAAGGACGAACCAUGAUCCCAAAUCGGGGUUAUGAAGAUUCCACUCUUUUCCCCAAUAAAAGAAUGACACGUAUUAAUAGCUACUAAUGAACCCACGGCCACGGAUGCUGCCCUACAUCCACAGAGAAACUUCCCCAUCUUUAUUAUUCUCUCACUUAUUUUGUAUAGCUUAGGGUUUUCUGUUACGAAGGUUUCUAAUUUCCUUUUCUUUUUAUUCCUUGUACCAUUUCCUCUGUACUGAAAUUAGGGUUAUAUUCUCUUUAAUUUAGGAUAUUAAUUUGGGGUGUCAAGCAAUUCGACUUAUUUUUUUACCUGAAACUAUCAAUAAUCGAUGCCUCCGCGGACGGUGAAGAGAGGUGCCGCGGCAGCGGGAUCUAAGAGGGGGGUGAAAACGGCGAGAGGGGCGACCAAGGGACAGAAUCAGCAGCCCGAAGCUAUAGAAGAGACGCCGAAGAAAGACGCAAUCUAUGAGAACCCUUCCUUUUCUGAGGAGAAGCAGCCUCUUGAAAACAAAUCCAUGGUUGAAGAAAAUCAAGGCUUAGAAGAUGAAAUUGUCGGUGUUAAAUCAGAUUCCAAUGGCUCUGCUGUUUUGAAAAAAGGGGAAGAUGCUAAGGAGUCUGUUGAUGAGUUUGAAAAGGAUGAGUGUUUAGAGCUUGAUGAUAAUGAACCUGAGUAUGAGCCUGAAGAAUAUGGUGGUGUGGAUUAUGAUGAUAAAGAAAUUGAACAAGAUGAAGUUCAGCAAGUGGAAGUUGGAUAUGAAGUGGAGGAAGAACAAGAGGAGCCUGUUGGUGAAGAAGAAGAGGGUGAUCUGGUGGAGGAGGAAUUGGAAGAUGUUGCUGAAGAGCUUGAAGAGGGUGAAGACGAUGAUGAGCAUGCUGGUGAGGAGGAAGAUCAUGCUCAGAUUGUCGAUGCAGAGGAGGAGGACCACCAUGACGUGUUCAAGGAAAGGCGCAAGCGUAAGGAGUUUGAAGUUUUUGUUGGAGGUUUAGACAAGGAUGCUAUGGAGGAUGAUCUUAGGAAGGUGUUCAGCCGAGUUGGCGAGGUUACUGAAGUUAGGCUGAUGAUGAAUCCUCAGACCAAGAAAAAUAAAGGAUUUGCUUUUUUGCGAUUUGCAACUGUUGAGCAAGCAAAAAAAGCUGUUACAGAGUUAAAAAACCCAGUGAUUAAUGGGAAACAGUGUGGUGUAACUCCAAGUCAAGACAGUGACACACUUUUCUUGGGAAAUAUUUGCAAGACUUGGACAAAGGAAGCUUUGAAAGAAAAGUUAAUACAUUAUGGAGUCGACAAUGUUGAAGACAUGACACUGGUUGAGGACAGUAACAACGAGGGAAUGAAUAGGGGUUUUGCCUUUUUGGAAUUUUCAUCUCGGUCAGAGGCCAUGGAUGCUUUUAAGCGGCUUCAGAGGAGAGAUGUUUUAUUUGGGGUUGAUAGGCCUGCAAAAGUAUCUUUUGCUGAUUCUUUCAUUGACCCUGGUGAUGAAAUAAUGGCACAGGUGAAAACUGUGUUUGUUGAUGGUCUGCCUGCCUCAUGGGAUGAGGAUCGUGUUAGGGAGAUUUUGAAGAGAUAUGGAGAGAUUGAGAAGGUUGAGCUUGCUCGGAAUAUGCCAUCUGCUAAGAGAAAGGACUUUGGUUUUGUUACAUUUGAUUCGCAUGCUGCUGCUGUGACAUGUGCUAAAGGCAUUAAUAAUGCAGAGUUGGGUGAGGGAGACAACAAGGCUAAAGUUAGGGCUCGAUUAUCAAGACCUCUCCAGAGAGGAAAAGGAAAACAUGCAAUUCGUCCAGAUUUCAGGUCUUGGUAUGGUGGUAGAACUGCCAGAGGUCCAUGGGUUCGUCCGGUGAGAGGAAUUUUUAGCCAUACUGUUCCAUCCAGUAUGAAGAGGCCUGUAGGAUUGAGAGAUAGACGUCCCCCUGUAAUGUCAAUGCCAGCAAGAGGCAGGCCCUUGCCACCUCCUUCCAGGUCUUAUGAUAGAAGGGCACCUGCUCCAUCUUACCUGAAGAGUAGCCUGAAGAGGGAUUACGGUCGGCGUGAUGAGCUUCCUCCUCCAAGAAGCAGAGCUCCUGUUGAUUAUGGCUCCAGGUCUGUCCCUGAGAGAUGGCAAUCCUAUAGAGAUGAUUACUCGUCACGUGGCUCUGGCUAUUCAGAUCUUCCAAGAGGCAUAUCUCGUUCUUCGUCAAGUAGAGCAUAUGUGGAUGAUGGAUAUGGUCAGAGGUUUGAGAGGAAUCCUCCAACUUAUCGUGAAGGACGUCCUCGUGAUUAUGACACAGUCUCUGGGACUAAACGUCCAUAUUCUGGAAUGGAGGAUGUUCCUCCACGUUAUGCUGAUUCUGGUUCUCGCCAUUCGAGGGCUCGGUUGGACUACGAACUCGGCCCUAGUGCUUCCCAAUAUGGGGAUGCAUAUGGUGAUAGAACUGGGAGAUCCAAUGUAGGAUAUGGGGGCAGCAGAAGCUCUCUUUCUAGUCAGGAUUCACAUGGGCUAUAUUCCAGCCGUCAGGGUAUGGGUUAUGGAGGAUCUUAUGGUGGCAAUGAUGUUGGUGGAAUGUACCCAUCAAACUAUGGUGGGGAAUACAUGUCUCGCAGCAGUAGUGAUGUUGCUGGUAGGUCUUAUUCAUCUAUGUACUCCAGUCGUGGCAUGGGUAAUAGCAAUUACAUGGGUUCUGGUGGUUCAGGAUCUUACUAUUGAUGUAAGUUAAAUUAUUACUUCAACAUUUUCUUUUUCAUUAAGUGCUCAAGGAAGUGUGAAACCUUUUGUGCCCUGGCCAAUUACAUGGAGAUCAUCAUUUUCUGAAGAUUUGGCAUCUCUUUGAUUCCUUAGAGGUGUGAUUGGACAAAAAGGGAACUUGUGGUUACUAGUUAAUUUGUCUAUGGAACAGAUUUGACAUGACAAGGAGCUGCUCUAAGAUGUUGGGUAUGAAGCUUAUGCCUUAUGAUGCUUAUUUAAUUGGAGAGAGAAUCUUGUCACAUAUAUAAAGAUCCGAAUGCUGUUGAAAUUAUCAAGCUUAAAAGUUCUGUACUCAAGAGAAGUGUUGCUUUGGUUAAAUCUUGUUUUAGAUAUGCUGACUGGAAACUUGUCAAGUCCUAAGCUCAUGAUGUAUGGAAAUUUUACUCUUAUAGAGAUGAAAAUAAGAAUUGCUUAGUAUUUUGAUA